Molecule: messenger RNA, 1215 nt
Organism: Cynocephalus volans (Philippine flying lemur)
Lineage: Eukaryota; Metazoa; Chordata; Mammalia; Dermoptera; Cynocephalidae
Gene: KCNAB3
Product: potassium voltage-gated channel subfamily A regulatory beta subunit 3
Biological process (GO): regulation of potassium ion transmembrane transport; potassium ion transport
Cellular component (GO): voltage-gated potassium channel complex; cytoplasm; membrane
Molecular function (GO): voltage-gated potassium channel activity; transmembrane transporter binding; potassium channel regulator activity
Source: RefSeq, a predicted model, not a curated record
AUGCAGGUGUCUAUCGCGUGUACCGAGCAGAGCCUUCGCAGCCGGAGCAGUGAGGACCGUCUGCGUGGACCCGGGCCAGGCCCCGGGGGCGGUAACGGCGGGCCGGUCGGCGGGGGACACGGGAAUCCUUCGGGGGGUGGCGGGUCGGGCCCCAAGGCCCGAGCCGCACUGGUCCCCCGACCCCCAGCGCCUUCUGGGGCCCUCCGAGAGAGCACCAGCCGAGGCACUGGCAUGAAAUACAGGAACCUAGGAAAAUCUGGUCUUCGGGUAUCCUGUCUUGGCCUGGGUACCUGGGUCACAUUUGGUUCUCAGAUCUCAGAUGAGAUAGCAGAGGAUGUGCUGACAGUAGCCUAUGAGCAUGGUGUAAACCUGUUUGACACUGCCGAAGUGUAUGCAGCAGGAAAGGCAGAAAGAACCCUAGGCAACAUCCUCAAGAGCAAAGGUUGGAGGAGAUCAAGCUAUGUCAUCACCACAAAGAUUUUUGGGGGAGGACAGGCAGACACUGAGCGAGGCUUGAGCCGCAAACACAUCAUUGAGGGCUUGCGGGGUUCCCUGGAAUGCCUCCAGCUGGGAUACGUGGACAUCAUCUUUGCCAAUCGCUCAGACCCCAACAGUCCUAUGGAAGAGAUUGUGCGAGCCAUGACCUACGUCAUCAACCAGGGCCUGGCCCUGUACGGGGGGACAUCCCGAUGGGGGGCUGCAGAAAUCAUGGAGGCCUACUCUAUGGCCAGACAAUUCAAUCUGAUUCCUCCAGUGUGUGAACAAGCUGAACACCACCUGUUUCAGAGGGAGAAGGUGGAGAUGCAGCUGCCAGAGCUCUACCAUAAGAUCGGUGUUGGCUCAGUUACCUGGUCCCCUGUGGCCUGUGGUCUCAUUACCAGCAAGUAUAACGGGCAAGUCCCAGAUACCUGCAGGGCCACAAUCAAGGGCUAUCGGUGGCUCAAGGACAAAGUGCAGAGUGAGGAUGGCAAGAAGCAACAAGCCAAAGUCACGGACCUUCUCCCCAUCGCUCACCAGCUGGGCUGCACUGUUGCCCAGCUUGCUAUUGCGUGGUGUCUCCGCAGUGAGGGUGUCAGCUCGGUCCUGCUGGGCGUGUCGAGUGCAGAGCAGCUGAUAGAACACCUGGGGGCUCUACAGGUGCUGAGCCUAAUGACCCCACACACGGUGAUGGAGAUAGACGGGCUCCUGGGGAACAAAUCGCAUUCUAAGAAAUAG